Fusarium verticillioides 7600 is the source of this 558-nucleotide messenger RNA. RefSeq lists its product as hypothetical. Bases 1 to 558 code for a protein of 185 amino acids. The transcript is spliced from 2 exons. The record is from RefSeq and is a predicted model, not a curated record. NCBI's taxonomy places the organism in Eukaryota, Fungi, Ascomycota, Sordariomycetes, Hypocreales, Nectriaceae.
AUGCAUAUCUCCAAACUAGCUACGAUUACGUCCUGCGUAUCCUUAAGCACUGCAAUUACUGUUACAUACAUCGGAUUCUACGAUGAUGAUACAGCCUCUGUCACCGAGCUAGCAUGCUGGAAAGGCGGGCGGAUCGUCGAAGGUCAAGACUGGGCAAAACUGGGCGAAGUAACCUACCAAAUAGCUGGUUACGAAGGUAAUGAUGGCCCUGAAUCCUCGUUGUGUGUCUCCUGCUGGUCACUGAGCUAUGGAGAUACCAGUCGAUCCGUUCUUGUUCUCAACAGUGCCCAAGCUGGAUCAGGAUUCGAGACAUCGCUGACAGUCAUGAACUCCCUCACCGGGGGUAAGGCUGAGCAACUUGGUCGUGUGAAUGUUACUGCGUUCCAAACGGAGCUUUUGGACUGCGGGGUUGCGACUGAACCUACAGAGGAGGAGCUCAAGAUGGUUGUCGGAGGGAAUUGGUACUCGAACUGGUUUUACAAUAAUUUAACUAAGUCUCUUCAUCUUUUUAUGCUAUGCAAUGAAGAACUUUAUACAUUUGAUGAUAACUUAUGGUAG